CUUUCCGAUAGACAGCCCUUUCCUAUCGUAUCGCCAUUUGUGUGGACACGAGUUAACACUAAUUGUAUUAAUUAUUAGUAAACCGAAACUCGAAAGACAUCAUCGAAAUGGUGGCCGAAAAGAAGUCGAAGAAGACAUUGGAGAGUAUUAACUCCCGAUUGGCUUUAGUCAUGAAGUCCGGGAAAUACAGUUUCGGUUACAAACAGACCCUGAAAACGCUUCGUUUGGGUAAAGCCAAACUGGUGAUCAUCGCCAACAAUACUCCACCGCUGAGGAAGUCUGAGAUCGAGUACUACGCGAUGUUAGCCAAGACAGGGGUUCACCACUACUCGGGAAACAACAUUGAGUUGGGAACCGCUUGUGGCAAAUACUACAGAGUCUGCUCCCUUUCCAUCACAGAUCCCGGGGAUUCAGAUAUUAUCAAAAGCAUGCCUUCGGAACAACAAUAAAUGCUUUGAUUUUGUAAAAAUUUGGUUAUAUUUAACAUAACUUUCAUUUAUUUGAGUUAAUAAAAGGCUGUGAAAUCGAUAACUGA
Molecule: messenger RNA, 535 nt
Organism: Oppiella nova
Lineage: Eukaryota; Metazoa; Arthropoda; Arachnida; Sarcoptiformes; Oppiidae
Source: the annotation of a GenBank genome assembly